AUGGCAUACAUCGGCUCGAGCUUUAAUAUAUGCCUUCAUCCAUUCAAUCUUUUGUAUUCGUAUAAGUUGAGCUUGAUUCAAAUCAGAAAGUGCUGCGGUGAGCCGUUUUUUCAAUGGACCGAAAACCGCAACAUCAAGUGGCUGAAGCAAAUGCGAGGUAUGAGGAGGAAGUAUAAGAAGUACAAUUCGAUUUUGAAGGCAGUGAGCUAUAAAGCUUCCAUUAAUAUGAGAAUCGUGGCCAUCGCAGAUGAGAAGCCGAUAUUUGCUAUCUGCUUUUGUACGAAUUGCAAGUUCGAAAACGCGUUUUAG
Sclerotinia sclerotiorum 1980 UF-70 is the source of this 309-nucleotide messenger RNA. RefSeq lists its product as hypothetical. The record is from RefSeq and is a predicted model, not a curated record. The coding region runs from base 1 to 309 and encodes 102 amino acids. NCBI's taxonomy places the organism in Eukaryota, Fungi, Ascomycota, Leotiomycetes, Helotiales, Sclerotiniaceae. The transcript has a single exon.